UUAAGGAGUGCAUUAAAAGUGUCUGAGCAUCAUCACUCACCACCCAGCACUUGGUCCCUUCCCCCUCUCCCUCUCGUUAUCUCCACUUGGAAAAACUCACCCACCAAAUCUCUUCUUUCCAUUCCUCAGGCAUUUUCAGCGAUCGAUCACUCGCUUCUCCCUCAAACAGUCGACUCUGUAUAUAUAGAGUCAUACCCGGAAAUCAAGUGGAGAAACGAAAAUGCUUACGUGCAUAGCUCGUUCAAAGCAGCCCGGAGAUGAAUCGAUUAAUCAACCUGAUGAUAUACACCUUAGCAGAACGCCCAGUGGUAAACAAGCCAUGAAAACCCUCACCUCUCAGAUCAAAGACAUGGCGUUGAAAGCUUCAGGGGCGUAUCGUCAUUGCAAUCCAUGUGCCCAGUCGACUCUACAGAAGCCGACAAACUACACCGAGUCGGUUUCGGCUGCAUCGGCGUCGGAGAGGUUCCGGUGGCCGCCCUACCGGAGGACGGGAAGUGCGAACUCGAGCUCGGCGACGGGGAGGGUGUGGGGAAAGGAAAUGGAGGCGAGGCUUAAGGGGAUUUCUUCCGGCGAGGGGACGCCGGCGUCGGUUUCGGCGUCUGCAAGUGGCCGGCGAGUCGACCCGGUGGUGUUGGUGGAAGAAAACGAGCCCAAAGAAUGGGUUGCUCAGGUGGAGCCUGGCGUUUUGAUCACCUUUGUUUCGCUGCCACGUGGAGGGAAUGAUCUGAAGCGUAUUCGUUUCAGUCGAGAAAUGUUUAACAAAUGGCAAGCUCAAAGAUGGUGGACAGAGAAUUAUGACAGGGUAAUGGAACUUUACAAUGUUCAGAAGUUAAACCGCCAAGCUUUUCCGCUUCCCACCCCUCCCAGAUCUGAAGAUGAGAAUUCAAAAAUUGAAUCUGCUCAAGACAGCCCUGUAACCCCGCCAUUGACUAGAGAACGCCUACCUCGGACUUUACACCGUCCAACAGGAAUGGGAAUGGGAUACUCAUCAUCGGAUUCACUUGAACUCCACUCAAUGCAGUCUCGCUAUAACUACGACUCUUGUGGUGUCACCUCAACCCCAAAACUCUCAAGCAUUAGUGGAGCUAAGACAGAAACAUCAUCGAUGGAUGCCUCCAUAAGGACUAGCUCAUCAAGAGAUGCAGAUCGCUCUGGAGAGCUAUCCAUCAGCAACGCGAGUGAUUUAGAGACUGAAUGGGUUGAACAAGACGAACCUGGGGUAUACAUUACUAUCCGAGCAUUGGCAAAUGGCAGAAGGGAACUCAGACGUGUCAGAUUCAGCCGAGAAAAGUUUGGGGAGGUGCAUGCUAGGCUAUGGUGGGAAGAGAACCGAUCAAGGAUACAUAAACAGUACUUGUGAGUUGUGAUUUGAUCCAACAAGAUUGGCUGCAGGUGCUGCUGUUUGCUAAUUGAGGUGGUGCCUACUACUACAGCAUUCUACUUCUUUGUUCUGCUAUACGGCUAAAUUUUCAUUAUAAGAAUAUGGGUUGGGAGAGAGUUACAAAUGUAACAGUUGCAUCUUUAUAAGGACAUCAUUUGCUUUGUGAAUGCUUCAAAACAACCUCCUGGGUUGUGGGCUCUUUUAAUUUUGUAUUCCCUUUUUUUAUUUUCCAAUUAAAUUUCCCAGUAUAUAUUA
Messenger RNA from Ilex paraguariensis (yerba mate), 1636 nucleotides. Lineage: Eukaryota; Viridiplantae; Streptophyta; Magnoliopsida; Aquifoliales; Aquifoliaceae. The record is from the annotation of a GenBank genome assembly.